Molecule: messenger RNA, 3712 nt
Organism: Papilio xuthus (Asian swallowtail)
Lineage: Eukaryota; Metazoa; Arthropoda; Insecta; Lepidoptera; Papilionidae
Exons: 8
Coding region: 1-3048 (1015 amino acids)
Cellular component (GO): plasma membrane
Molecular function (GO): protein binding
Source: RefSeq, a predicted model, not a curated record
AUGCGGGGCGCGGCGCUGACACUGGCCGCGCUGGUGGCACUGGGCGCGCGUGGUGCGGCGGGCGGCUGCGGCGUGGCGGAGUUCGCGUGCCGGGGUGGGCCGUGCGUGCGUGCGGACGCGUACUGCGACGGCGAGGCGCAAUGUGCGGACGGCAGCGACGAGCCGGCCGGGUGCUCGGUGUGCAACCGCACGUACUACGGGCGUGCGGGCGUGGCGUACAGCGUGGCACUGCGCGGCGCGCCGCGAGCGCCCUUCCUGUGCCACCUGACGUUCACUGCAGGCGGUGGAGCGCACGGGGACCUGGUGCAGCUGGCGUUUGACGAGUUCCGCGUGGGGCGCUACGAGGCGGGCGCUCUGGACGGCUGCCCCGACGGUUACAUGCAGCUAUCGGAAUUGGGCCGGCCCUUCACGGGCGGCUCGUGGUGCGGGGCAGCGGACGGCGCGGCGCUCUACUAUAGCGAGACGGCCACAGUAACCGUCUCCGUCAAACUGUUCCGCGCGAGGCUCGGGGAGCCUUUCGGCUUUCGGCUGCGAUAUAAAUUUCUGGCGCAACGCGAUGCAAUCGUCAGGUUUGGCGCAGUAGGCGCGCCACUAGAGCGCGGCGCGGUGGCACCCGGCACCUACUGUACGCGCACCUACGAGGAGUGCCACCGCAAGCGCUGCCGGCUCCAGAGCCCCAACUACCCUGGCAUGUACCCACGGAACGUGACUUGUUAUUGGAGUCUGCGGCAGAAGGACAUCCCGACGUGCAAACACGCGAUGCUCUCGGUGCGCCAGGACCACUCGCACAAGAUGCAGAUCAAGCGCUCCAUAUCGAUGGCUAGUUUAAACAAGACGGGGCGGGCGGUGCGCGCGUGGCGCGAGUGCACGGGCGAGCGCGACCGGCUCAUCUUCUACGACGGCGCGUCCACCGACGACCCCGUACUCAUCGAAUACUGCGGCGGCGACUGGCUGCCGCGCGUCACCUCGCGCGGGCCCGAAAUGCUGGUCGCCUUCCACUCGUCGCCGUUCAGCGCGCCCCCGCGCCCCGCCGCUCCCGCCGCGCCUCUAAGGGGCUUCGAACUUGACGUCGAUGUCGUUUUUGCCGAUUCUGAUUCACUCGAUUACGCUCGAGAAGCGAGACGUUGCGAGUUCCAUGUCAAGGCCUCUUCAUCGGAAGAGGAAACGAACGCCACAUCGGCAGGUGGGCGAGGGCGCCGCGGCCGCCUGCACGCGCCCACGCACACGCUACCGCCCAACACCACUUGCACGUGGACGUUUCACGGUCGACCAGGCGACCUCGUCUGGAUAUACUUUUCGAGCUUCACACAAUACUCGUUGGUCGAACCGAAGCGAGUCGAAAACGGCGAACGCGACGAAGAACCGACUGCAACUUUGUCUCCGAGGCCGCUCUUGCAGGCUGGCGGGAUGCGCGGUGGCGGAGCGGGCCUGGGUGGCGGCUGUGCCGUGGAGCUGCGCAUCUGGGACGGCGGGGGGGAAGGCGAGACGGGUGCGCGGCCGCUCGGGCGCUACUGCGACGCAGCGCCGGCGCUGUGCGCGCGUGCGGCGCUCGCGAACGCGACGCGCUCGCCGCGCCCUUGCGCGCCCCCCGACGGCUACGUGUCGACGGCGCCGCUGCUUACGAUGGCGGCCACUUCUGCGCCGGGAACGGCCACUCAUCCGCUCACGUUUUCUUUACAUUACGAAUUCGUAGACGCCCGGCUGGAAGGUGCGCCGUUGUCCCUCGCCGAAUCGGGCGGUUUGAGUGUCGAGCCGCCGGAAUGCUCUAGACGACUGACCGUUCCGGGACUUUUCGCAUCGCCACGUAAUGCUCUAUGGUUCGGGCGCGGGGGCGCUCGUCGCUUGCGAUGUCUCUACAGAUUGGAAACGGAAGGCGACCGAGUGGAGCUACGACUACUCGCGGCAGCCUUCGGUAGAUCGCCGCGUUGCACCACCAGAGUGGAUUCGGUGACCGGGCGACUCGUCUGCGCGCCGGACCCGCCGGAGCCGGGAGAAUUGAGACCCAGCGAAGCGCCUUUCGACGGCGAAGAGGACGAUGACUUAUUUCGAGUGCCACAUUUACGGAUAUAUGAGUCGCCUUGGGCGGGGUACCGAGUGCCGGUGGCGUGCGUGUGCGACAAUUCCACCGCGCCGGUGACCGUCAGCUCGGGGGGUCCGGCGCUCGAGCUGGAGCUGGUAGCCGGCAACCUGCUGGCCGCGGAGGACCAGCGCCACGUGCAUUUCCGCGGCGAGUGGGCGCGUACCGCGGCACCGGCGUGCGCCGCUCGCCGCCGUCUGCCGCCGCCCGGCCGCACCAUACAUCUAGAUUACCCAUAUAAUGUGAACAAGAUGUCGGAAUGUGGGGAAACACCUUUCCUAUUGACGGCGCGCGGCAACCGGUCGGUGUUCUUGCGCGUGUGGGGAGAAGAGCUGUCGCUGGCGGGGGCGGAGGCGGGGGCGGGGGCGGAGGGGCACUGCGUCACGAACAACCGCGUGCUCGUGUACGACGCUCACUCCGCUCGGCUGGUGAAGGCGGUGUGCCCCGGCGAGCAGGUGGGGCGCACCGUGCACGUGUUCACACCGGAGUGGUGGGCGCGCGGGGCGAGCGCGGGGGGUGCGGGGGGCGCGGCGGGCGGCGGGCGCGGGGCGGCGCUGCUGGUGGUGUGGGCGGCGCGCGAGCCCGGAGCCGCCACCUUCACCUGGAUGGAGGUGUGGCGCGCGGGACCGGGCGUCAACACGAGCGCCUGCGCUCACCCGUGCGAGGCCCUGGGCGCGUGCAUGCCGGGCGCGCUGUGGUGCGACGGGCGCGUCGACUGCCCGGGCGGCGGGGACGAGCGCGGCGCAUGCGGCGCGGGCGCGCGGCUGCUGGCGGUGCUGGCGGCGCCGGCGGCGGCGGGCGCGGCGCUGGCGGCGGGCGUGGUGUUGACGCUGGGGCUGCUGGCCGUGCUGGCGGUGCGGCGCGCGCGCGCUCGCGACAAGCGUCCGCUGGCCGCGCUGGCCGCCGGCCGCCGCCUCACGGACGAGCUGCUGUUCGACGCCUCGCGGACCUCCUCCUCGGCCUCCUCCUGACGGCGGGAGCGCUCCGUCGAGUACAUCCACGUGGACCGCGAGACCACGGUCUGACGGAGCGCCCCGCCCUCGCCCGCGUCCGACGCUCGCUCUAUGUGAAAUCGCGGCGACUCGGAACUCGGAACUGUAGAGACGUAUAUGUAUGUGAAUUCGAGAGUGAGGUCGCGGCGCGAAAGUGUGGAGCGACCGAACUGAGGAGCGAUGGCGCAGCAUCAUGUAAAUUAUGUAAAAAUCCUAGCGUGUUAUAGAACCGGUGGGCCGCGCCCGCGCCGCGACCUCCGCCUGUACAGCUUUAAGGUACUUACGGUCGUAGUGUACACUUUGUGAUCCAUUUAAUUCUAGAAAUAUUUGAAUUUGUUUGUCGAUGUAUGGAUAUAUACAUAAUAUAUAAAUAUAAUAUUAUCUUGGUAUUGAAAUCACGAACAGCAAUAAUAAUAGAUCCAAUGAGUGCAGUUCCGGUGCCCGUUGUACUUGUGUGGAAGAUGUGACAUAAAUGACUGUUACGGAGCUGUGCUGUGUCAGGUUGGGCCGGCUCGGGGCGGCCAGGCGACCGCAACUCGUCUGAUUAGUGCAUACAUACACAAUUGUAUUUUAUUUUGUAUUCGUUUCCUAAUUUCUCUACUAUUAUGUACGAUCUGUAAACAUUUUUCGAUAAACUGUCCCG